AUGUGCGCCGCGCUCCUCCUCAUCGCUCAACACACCCAAGGAGCCACCACCGUCUCAGUGGCGUCGCGCCGGCUUGAAGAAUGCGGCGACGACGCGUCCUGGGAGAGCAAAAAGGGCACGAAGUGCGCCGACAUCGCGGCGGCGAAGCCGAACAAGCGAGGGGACCUCUGCAAGCAAGUCGACGACGACGGCGCGAAAGGCGGGCAGAAGUGCCCCGAGGCCUGCGGCAACUGCGGCGACGGCGCGGGCGGCGGCGCGGGCGGCGGCGCGGGCGGCGGCGCGGGCGGCGGCGGCGAGACCUGCGAGAACGACGCGUCCUGGGAGAGCAAAAAGGGCACGACGUGCGCCGACAUCGCGGCGGCGGAGCCGAACAAGCAAGGGGACCUCUGCAAGCAACUCACGGCCGACGUCGCGGGCCGCGUGCCCGCCGGCGUGGCCGUCGCGGCCUUCCCCCUCAUGAACCCGGACGGCUUCGAGCACUCGCGGACCGUCGACGCCAUGUACCGGACGAACCGGAACGUGGCCUACGCCGAGGCCCGCGGGUGCCGGACGCGCUACGGCGUGGACCUGAACCGCAACUUCGACGGCUUCGGCUCCUGGGGCCAGACGGGCGUGUCCCGGGACGCGUGCAGCAGCCAGCAGGCCUUCCCCGGCGGCGGCGCGUUCUCGGAGCGCGAGUCCGCGGGGCUCCGGGACUGGCUCGUGGGCCGGAAAAACGACGGCGUCGCGCUCGUCGCGGGCGUCGACCAGCACACCUACGGCGGCGACGUCUUCCACGGGCCCGGCUUCUGCGACCCCGGGCGCACCUGCCCCGCCGGGCUGCCGGACUACGGCCCCGCGGAGGCCCUCGCGCGCGCGAUGGCGGCCGCGACGUCCGGCGCGGGAACGGGGCGCGACGCGCCCGAGGCUCCUCUCUCGGCCGCGUUCCGCUCGUUUCGGCUGAUGUUUGGACGAGCGAUCAUGUCUCGGAGCGCUCCCGACGCGUGGAUGCGUCUGCCGGAACGCGCGCGCGCGGCACACCCGCGCGGAAGCGACGUCGAAUCACCCCCGUUCCCGCCCAGGCGAUGUCGGGCUUCGGCACGAGCUACCGCGCGCGCCGGCCGUCGGCGGCGUCGGGCUGCCUCGACGAUUACUACACGGACACGCUGGGCCUGGGCUUCACGACGGAGAUGA
This is a messenger RNA of Aureococcus anophagefferens, 1173 nucleotides long. Its product is annotated as expressed protein. Gene Ontology annotation, molecular function: zinc ion binding; metallocarboxypeptidase activity. Bases 1 to 1173 code for a protein of 390 amino acids. Gene Ontology annotation, biological process: proteolysis. The transcript has 3 exons. The record is from RefSeq and is a predicted model, not a curated record. Lineage: Eukaryota; Pelagophyceae; Pelagomonadales; Pelagomonadaceae.